Molecule: messenger RNA, 788 nt
Organism: Myzus persicae (green peach aphid)
Lineage: Eukaryota; Metazoa; Arthropoda; Insecta; Hemiptera; Aphididae
Exons: 1
Coding region: 349-738 (129 amino acids)
Source: RefSeq, a predicted model, not a curated record
AGCAUGUUACUAAUUUUUGUUUACUUGAAAAAUGUGGACAUACUAUUUAGUUAUCAUUCCAGUGAUGAUUUUAGUAAACAUUUUAGUCGAGUAAAUAGAAACCAACUCUAUUUUUUCCACCGAGUGGUCUUUCCACUAGCAGCCGAUCAUUUACUAAACCAAUGUAGACACUACAUUUUAGUGCUAAAUUUAGUAAAAACGGCGCGAGUAAACAGUGAUAAACAGGUUAUCACAUUUGUUUAUGUGUUUAUAACUUCACUUUCUUUUUGAUUUGUAGUUAUUAUUUCCAUCAUUUUUUGCCCUGAACACAUUUGUAUAUUUUUUCAUUUAAGAUUAUUAAAUAUUUAUAUGACUAAUAUGACUCAUAAGUGGAACGAAGAUACUACAUUAAAGUUUGUAGAGGAAUAUCGUCAACAUGAAUGCCUUUGGAACAUACAUUAUAAUUUAUAUAAAAAUAAGCAAGCGCGUGAUGCUGCCUACACUUCAAUUGCAAGUGUUAUGAACAUACCAGACUUUGGAAUUGCGGAAGUAAAAACUAAAAUUAAAAACUUACGUUCAACGUACUCCCAAGAGUUAAAAAAAAUUGAAUGUUCCAAAAAAUCGGGUGCAGGAACAGAUUACUUAUAUAUACCACAAGUGAAAUGGUUUAAAGAGAUGGAAGCAUUUUUGCAAGGUACUGGCAAUAAAAGAAAGACUCAUGACAACCUUAGCCUUGUAAGUAUUAAUUUUAUUUUUUAACAUAAUUUAAUAUUUGUAAUAAUAAUAUUGAAUACAUACAACAAAAUACA